GCUGAGUGGCUGAGUUAUAUUGAAGCCGUGCGUUUCUUGUGUUUUUAAAUACAGAGCUCCGUCUCACUACUGUGCAUUACACGUGUGGUAUUUAGAAAUAUAGACAUGUAUUUUAAAUACAAAAUGUUUUUGUACAUUGUAUAUUUAGUUUUACUUCCAACUGUUUUUUCACAAAUGUCAAGUGAAACAUCAACAUCUAGAAUUAGUGAAAGAUUGGAUAGAAUUGAAGAAAAUGAAGAAGACUUAAGAGCUGCAUUGCGUAAUUUACGAAAGGAUCUGAAAAAAGAAAUCGAUUUUUUAAUAGAGGACAUAUCUACGCUUUCUACCAGGCUUACGGGAUCUUCAGGACAGGUGGUAAGCCAUAACGAAGAACAAGUUUCUAAAACACAACAUGCGUCGUGUGAUUGUGGAGUUAUUGUGAGUCAAUAUGAAAAUUUAAUGAUGGCAUUUAAGAGAGAAAAAUCCGCAAAUAUAUUGCUUCGAAGGGAAUUUCACGAAAUGAGAAAACAACAUGAUUUUGAAAUCGGAAAUGUCAGCGAAAAGUUUAUUAACAUGGAUUCUAGAUUAAACAAUGCGGAAAAGACAUUACGUUUAGAAAUUGACACCAUUAAAAAUGAAAAAAUGGCGCAAUUACGUUCAGAAAUAAACACAAUUAAAGACGAAACGAAUGCAGAAUUUCAAGAAAUGAAAAAACAACAGGAUUUUGAAAUUGGAAAUACCAGCGAAAAAUGUAACAAAGUAGAAACAAGAUUAAUUAUUACGGAAAAGACAUUACGUUCAGAUAUUGACAACAUAAAAAAAGAAACCAUGGCGAUUAACCAUAGAUAUGCUGCGUGUCAAACAUAUAUAAAUAACACGCUUUCUAACUUCACCGACGUGAUCAUUCAUUUAAAUGAGUUAUUGAUGAACUGUUCAUUGAAUACAUUACAGGAAAUAUCUCGGAUAACAUCAGAUACUGCCAAACUUAAAACGUCGAAUGAAAUCUUGAAAAACAUAACAGAUAAUUUAAUUCGGCAUCCAAUUCUCAUCCCUUCUAAAUCCUGUGACAGUGUAGUUAAGAGUGGCGAAUAUACAAUAUAUCCCGAUGCGUUUCCACAUGGCGUGAACGUUUAUUGUAAUUUGGACUCCACGAACAAAGGGUGGAUAGUUGUACAGAGGAGAAACGACGGUUCAGUAGAUUUUAAUCGCACUUGGGCAGAUUACAAGUCUGGCUUCGGUGACAUAAGUGGUGAACUCUGGCUGGGUAAUGACCAUAUCUACCAGCUGACUAAGAACAAACCGAGACAGUUGAGGAUUGAGAUGGAGAUGUUCAAUGGAACAAAGCGAUAUGCGCUGUAUUCUGAGUUCAAUAUAUCAUCAGAGUCUGAGAAGUAUAAGCUCCAUCUGGCUGGAUACACUGGGGACGCAGGAGACUGUAUAUUAAUGGAUUGUUUUGGACAUGGUUAUGGUCUUCACAACGGUCGGCCGUUUUCAACUUUCGAUAGAGAUAAUGACCGAUACAGUGGUUGUUGUGCAUGCCGCUAUGGGGGAGGUUGGUGGUUUGAUGACUGUUUCAGCGCACAUCUUAACGGCAGCAGCUGAUGAUUCCGUCGGAAUAAAUCCGCAUCUAUUACUACGCACAUUGUUCUG
Dreissena polymorpha is the source of this 1629-nucleotide messenger RNA. Its product is annotated as fibroleukin-like. The record is from RefSeq and is a predicted model, not a curated record. The transcript is spliced from 2 exons. The coding region runs from base 106 to 1581 and encodes 491 amino acids. NCBI's taxonomy places the organism in Eukaryota, Metazoa, Mollusca, Bivalvia, Myida, Dreissenidae.